This is a messenger RNA of Thamnophis elegans (Western terrestrial garter snake), 1893 nucleotides long. RefSeq names its product chromodomain-helicase-DNA-binding protein 6-like. Lineage: Eukaryota; Metazoa; Chordata; Lepidosauria; Squamata; Natricidae. Bases 134 to 1612 code for a protein of 492 amino acids. The transcript has 6 exons. The record is from RefSeq and is a predicted model, not a curated record.
GUCCACCUACUGGAUCAUUUGCAAUUUGGCAGUGAUCAGUUAGAAGGUCAAAAUCUAGGACAGGAGCUUUCAGAGAAGGAAGGCAAAGCCUUCCGAGAGUUUUGCUCAGGAAACCUGUAAUGCCCUUCAGCAUAUGGAAAGUCAGUAUAUGAGCCCAAAAGCAGUUCCAUUUGAAAGAGAUGGUGUGGAGAGUGUUCUGAGCAUAGGGGUCUAUGGUCCAAGUCUUCAUAAUUUUGACAUCAAAGUACAACCUGAGAAGAGAUUGAUGGGCUUAUUGCAUGAAAAUAGUUUGGAGGAGAAAUUAAUGCAGAGUCAAAGCCAUAGUGAAGAGGAAGAGGAGGAGGAGGAAGAAGAGGAAGAGGAAGAUCAUCUGGAAACAGUAACCGACAUUGGGAAAGAUAGAGGAGAAGCCAAAUGUAGAACACAGGAGGAACAGAAACACAAUUCAUGUAUUCUCACCACCCUGGAUGCAUUAAUGGAGGAAAGGAAUAAGAUCCUGGUUGAAUCAGUCUCAAGUGAGCUGGCAGCAUCCAAAUGUGAUAGUGAGCCAGGGAUGGGUGAAGAUGAUCAAGCUGAGUGUGAAAGCCUUGAGGAGCACACCCCAGGCUUGCAGGAGAUUCAGACCUGUCACCACCACUACCAUCACUCUGCAAGAAGCCAGGCUUCAGCAAUUCAAGUGGAACUCCUUAAGCAACACCCGGUUUGCAUGGAAGGAGACCUCUGGGGAGAUGAUUCUGAGGAGAAGAGAGAUAGUCCUGUUACUCAAUCUCUUUAUGAGAACGAAAUAAAGAGAGAAGAAGAAGAGUGUGAACACCAAGACCUAGACAAGAGGGAUGGAAUAAGUCAAAAUCAAGAUGGCUUUGAGAAGUUUUCUGAAGAUGAAAGUAAGAGCUCUGCAUUUGCUGUUCCUGGAGAGAGUGAUGACCUUCAUGAUGUUCGGGCGCCUACCAUAGCUCAGCUUUUACAGGAGAAGACACUCUACUCUUUCUCAGAGUGGCCCAAGGAUCGAGUGAUCAUUAACCGUAUUGACAACAUCUGUCAUGCAAUCUUAAAGGGAAAGUGGCCUUCUUCCAGUCAAUCUUUUGACAUACCAUAUAUGAUGCCCACUCCUGCCUUAGUCAGCAGUACUUGCAAUAGGAGUGGCUAUACUGAACCAGAAGUCUCUGAAUCCAGUUUCAGCAAUGGAAUGUUAGCGACACAACUCCCAAAGGAAACUUUUUUGGCUCCCACCUUUGUCAAAGAUGAAUCCAAGCACCGGCAAUCAUAUGAAUUUGAAAUGGAGAGAGAUGCCAAGCACCGGAGUCUUGAUCAGCUUGCAGCAUCCCACUCCCACCCUUCAGCUGUGUUAAAUGGCUGGCGAGAUGCAGUAGAUCUCUCAAGAGUGCCAGAUGGAACUUCAGCAAGCAGCACUCCAUUUUCCAUGAGCACAAAUAUACCUAAGCUAGGGACUGUGAAUGCUCUGCAGGGCUCCCUUGGCAUGGACUUGUCUGGAAUCCUUCAAGCAGGGCUUAUUCAUCCUGUCACAGGGCAGAUUGUCAAUGGAAGCUUGCGAAGAGAUGAUGCUGCUAUCAGAAGACGACGGGGUAGGAGGAAAAAAUGUGGAAGGGAUUGACCUGAUACUUUGAAGGAGAGAAGCCUCCAGACAGGGCUGCCCGAAGAUGAAGGUCAGACCGUCACAAGUAAUUCUAAUUCAGAUGGGCCAGUUAUAACUACCUCAAGUCAACAGACAGCUCCAGCUACCAAUGUCCAGACAGAUAAGAUUGUUCCAAACAAGAGUCUUCUGGAUUGGCUGAGACAGCAGUCUGAUUACACUCUCGAAAUCCCUGGCUUUGGCACAAAUUUUAUAGAAAAGCCUAAACAGAGAAGGCAGCGUUGUAAAGAUCCUAGCAAGCU